Ostrinia furnacalis (Asian corn borer) is the source of this 1280-nucleotide messenger RNA. Its product is annotated as pupal cuticle protein G1A-like. The transcript is spliced from 3 exons. The coding region runs from base 169 to 1221 and encodes 350 amino acids. Lineage: Eukaryota; Metazoa; Arthropoda; Insecta; Lepidoptera; Crambidae. The record is from RefSeq and is a predicted model, not a curated record.
CACAACUUUAAUCGCUCUGUUUGGGUGGCGCCUCACCUUGACAUUGUGACAGAUCGCCCGCGGCAGACUCAGCAGAUUCAGUACCAAUACCAGUUUAAGACGCCCAUAUAAAAGCGAAAGCAAGUCCCCCAAAACUUAUUACAAACCACAACCACGAACAACACAAACAUGUUCACCAAGGUCGUCUUCGUUCUCUGCGCCGCGGGUCUUGCCUCCGCUGGCAACCUUCUCCACGCCGCCGCUCCAGUGGCCUACAGCGCCGCCCCCGCGGUGUCAUCUGUCUCCUACACCUCUCACGCCGCUCCCGUGGCGUACGCCGCUGCCGCUCCCGUGGUCGCCAAGACCUACGCCGCGCCCGCUGCCGUCUCCUACUCGUCCUACUCAUCUCACGCCGCUCCCGUGGCCUACGCCGCUGCCGCUCCCGUAGUUGCCAAGACCUACGCCGCCCCUGCCGCCGUGUCCUACUCCUCAUACUCUUCCCACUCCGCCCCUGUCGCCUACGCCGCCGCUCCCGUCGUCGCCAAGACCUACGCCGCUCCCGUCGCCACUUACGCCGCCGCCCCCGUCGUAGCCAAGGCCGUGGCCCCCGCUGUGUCCUACAGCUCGGUGUCCCACGCUGCCCCCGUGGCGUACGCCAGCCCCGUCGUUAAGACUUACGCCGCUGCUGCCCCCGCGGUUGCUCACUACUCUGCCGCCCCAGCUGUUGCCCACUACUCUGCUGCCCCUGCCGUAGCCCACUACUCCGCCGCCCCCGCUGUGGCCACUUACGCUGCCGCUCCCGUGGCCUCUUACGCCGCUGCCCCCAUAGUCGCCAAGAGCUACGCCGCUCCCGCAGUGGCCACUUACGCCGCUGCCCCCGCCGUCGUGACCAAGACCAUCGCUCCUGCUGUAUCUUCCGUGUCUUCUUACUCUACCCACACCUCUCACGGCUCCCCAGUCGCCGCCUACGCCGCUGCCCCCGUCGUAGCUAAGACCUACGCCGCUCCCGCGUACGCUGCGUACUCCGCUCCCGCCUACUCUGCGUACUCCGCUCCCGCCGUGGCCGCGUACUCCGCCCCCGCUGUGGCCGCGUACUCCGCCCCUGUCUACGCUAAGACCAUCGCCGCUCCCGUGGCCACUUACGCCGCGGCCGCCCCCGCCUACAACUCCGUGGCGUACUCCGCUGCCCCCGCUGUCUCGCACAUCGCAUACAGCGGACACGGUGCCAACUAUGGUUGGUAAACUGAAUCUAGUCUCCCAUUUAUUUAUUUGAAAAUCGACAAAUAAAACUGCUGAACGUA